Mangifera indica (mango) is the source of this 2104-nucleotide messenger RNA. Its product is annotated as RNA demethylase ALKBH10B-like. Gene Ontology annotation, molecular function: mRNA binding; demethylase activity. Lineage: Eukaryota; Viridiplantae; Streptophyta; Magnoliopsida; Sapindales; Anacardiaceae. Gene Ontology annotation, biological process: mRNA catabolic process. The transcript is spliced from 7 exons. Bases 190 to 1830 code for a protein of 546 amino acids. The record is from RefSeq and is a predicted model, not a curated record.
AUUUAAAAAGCUCCAUCACCUGUGACCCAAACCCUGCUAUUCAAUCUCUCUCUGCCUGACUCUUUUUAUAUAUUUUCAUUAACUGGUUUUCCGCUUUUUAUAUAACAAAACUCAAUAUUUUCCCAAUAUUUUGGAGCAAAAUUAGUACUAUAAUAUCAAAUUAUAUAGAGAGCGUCCGAUUUACCAGUGAUGCCGAUGGCGGCAGGUUUAGCAUCGUCAACUGAUCGAACUCCAGCUAUGGGGCCUGCGGGAGCGAUACCAUCACCACCGUUAGUGAUGAUGUCCGAUGCUUUCGCUAAAGACGCAAUCAUAGCCUGGUUUCGGGGCGAAUUUGCGGCGGCAAAUGCCAUAAUCGAUGCUCUAUGUGGACAUUUGGCGCAAGUGAAUGGCAGUGGACGAGAAGGAUCUGAUUACGACCAGGUUUUUGCGGCGAUUCAUCGGAGGAGGUUUAACUGGAUCUCGGUGUUGCAGAUGCAGAAGUACCACUCGAUUGCUGAGGUGUCUGUCGAGUUACGUAAAAUAACAGAGAAGAAAUUAGAAGAGAAGGAAGGUGGUGAUGAGAAGAAGAAGGUUGAUGAAAUUAAGGAAUGUUUAAUCAAUGAAAAAGUGUUAGAAAAUGACGAGAACGUUGCAGAGGGCGAGAAAAAGUUCGUAGUUGAAGAGGUAUCCGUAGUUGAGGAGGACGAUUCACCGAACAGCGAUGUCACAGAUUCAGGAUCUCAAGAAAUGCAGCCCACUCCUGAAAAUAUAGAGAUUUGUUCAAACCAUGAGGACUGUGAUGAAAGGCGUACUCAAAUUAAGUUGACGAAAGGAUUCACUGCUAAGGAGCAAGUGAAAGGGCAUAUGGUGAAUGUUGUGAAAGGAUUGAAGUUAUAUGAGAGCGUGUUCACAGAUUCAGAGCUUUCAAUGUUAACCGACUAUGUGAAUGAACUGCGGCUUGCUGGCCAAAAUGGAGAACUUUCAGGUGAGACCUUUGUUUUAUUCAACAAGCAGAUGAAGGGAAACAGGAGAGAGUUGAUUCAGUUUGGUGUACCAAUUUUUUCACACAUAAAAGAGGAAGCCAUAAGUAACAAUGAAUCGGGUAAUAUUGAGGCAAUUCCAGCUCUUCUUCGAUCAGUCAUUGAUCACCUAGUCCAGUGGCAACUAAUACCAGAGUACAAAAAACCAAAUGGUUGCAUCAUAAGCUUCUUUGAUGAGAGUGAAUAUUCACAACCUUUCCUGAAACCACCUCAUUUGGAUCAACCUAUCUCUACGCUUCUUCUGUCUGAAUCAACAAUGGCUUUUGGGCGUAGCCUUGUGAGUGAUAACGACGGGAACUAUAAAGGGCCACUCAUGCUUCCACUGAAAGAAGGGUCACUACUAGUAAUGAGAGGAAACAGUGCUGACACAGCAAGGCAUGUCAUGUGCCCAUCUCCUAACAGAAGAAUCAGCAUUACAUUCUUCAGAGUCCGACCAGACUCCAAUCAAAGCCAAUCGCCGCCAACUACUCCAACCAGUCCGCUGAAUGGUGCCAUGACUGUAUGGCAACCAGGCAUUGCAAGCCCAUGUCCUGUGGCAAAUGGAGCUUCCAGUGGCUAUGAGGCGAUGGAUGCAAUGCCCAAAUGGGGAGUACUUCAUGCCCCUAUGGUCAUGUUGGCUCCAGUGCGCCCUAUGCUGAUGAGUCCUAGAAGGAUGCCUCAUGGGGGCACCGGAGUUUUCUUGCCCUGGACAGUGGGAUCAAGAAAACCCUCAAAGCAUCUUCCACCGCGUGCUCAAAAGGGAAGAUUUCUGUCGUUACCUCAUGCAGUUGAAACUGCUGUAGCAGAUUCUACUUCUGAACCAGGCAACUAGUUUUGAAGGAAAAUCAGUUUGAAGUCAGCCCUCAGACUGAAGCUGAAGCAACUUUGGAUCCAAUUAUGUCUUCCUCUUGUUCACUAGAUGCUCUUAAGGAGCAUCUCUUAUUGUACAAACAGGGCUCAAAUGCCGCUAGAAGAGUUUGUUCUUUUAUUUUUCUCUUGUGCCUGUUUCCCUCAUUAAGUUGGGUUCUAAAGUGGGAUUGUGAAUUAGCUCUAAAUAGAAGGCGGAAUUUUGUAUUCAGUUAUUUAUAUCAAUCUUUUUUAUGGAA